Messenger RNA from Rattus rattus (black rat), 1254 nucleotides. RefSeq names its product cysteine rich DPF motif domain containing 1 (gene Cdpf1). Lineage: Eukaryota; Metazoa; Chordata; Mammalia; Rodentia; Muridae. The record is from RefSeq and is a predicted model, not a curated record. The transcript is spliced from 5 exons. Bases 462 to 821 code for a protein of 119 amino acids.
CCCCUGGACCGUGUGGCGCUGGAACAUGCGUAGCGAGCUGGACUGUGUUCCCUCCACGCCCCGGCUCGCUGGGUCUGGCCUAGCUGCCUCUGGAAGCCGAGGGGAGGCGUUAGAUACCCCGCUUAGAGCGCGGGGAGGGCUGUGCGCGGGUGGCUGGUGGAUGGCUCGGUCCGUGGUGCAGCGGAGCCCUGAUGACCUGGGGAGACUCUGAGCGGGAGGAGGAGGAGGCCCUUCGGAGCCGCGCUGUCCUGGGAUUGUCUCCUGACUGUCACCUGCUGCAAGGGCAGCGCGCCCAGUAGCCUCGGCAAGGACCUGUGACAUGCGAAUUAAGAUACCACUAGCUAGACAGCUGCUGUUGCCGCCAGACCACCGAUCCUACAAUUUGCGGAGAGGUGGGGCUUCCAAGACCUUGAAUGUAAGAGGAGUGCCAUCAAAAUCGUCUCCCCACCCCAACCUCCCCGAUGGCAUCUGAGGCAGAGCCCCACCCCCUGGGCAUGUUUAAAUGCCAGCUUUGUGCCUUAACAGCUCCUUACAGCUAUGUCGGGCAGAAGCCCCCAGACACCCAGGCUGUUGUCCUCCUGGAGGAGAGCUACAUCAUGAAGGAUCCCUUCUCCUCAGACAAGGCCAGGUUUCUGAUUCUCGGUUCUCGGUGCAGUGUGUGCAGCAGGCUGGUGUGUGUGGGCCCGGAAUGCAGCCUGUUUUACUCCAAGAGGGUCUGCCUCCCCUGUGUUCAGGAGAAUAUCAGUGCUUUCCCUCAGGAAAUCCAGCAGGAUGUGGAGAAGAGAAAGGGUGCCAGCAAGAAGCACUCCAGCCGUCCCUGACUGGCAGGGGCACAGCCUCCUGUGAAGCAUUGGGCUGGGCUGGGCCCGGAUUCCAGCUGGGAGCUGUGUAUCUGGUCUUCUCUGAACUGUGUGGGGUACGUGCAGCCUCAGGAACUGAGGAACUGGCCAAGACUGAGGACAGACAGCAGGAGUGUAGCCAGCUGGAGCUCCAGACCUGGCCGCUAGUGGAGGCCAGGAGUGAGGGAGAGGGGCCUCCAUUUGACAGCUGGUAGACACUUCCUGUAGAUGUACAUGCAGGCUUCACUCCAGACUUCCACAUAACACAGUGACAUCAUCUGUCAUCUAGGGAAAUCAGCCUCUGAGGGACAGAGGGUAUGCAAGGGUUAUGUCACAUCCUCUAUAACCGCCUUGGACAUGAUUUAAACCUUGACUCUGUAUCAUAUUUAUAAUUAAAAACCCGAAGGAUAAGCUA